Molecule: messenger RNA, 3046 nt
Organism: Paramecium primaurelia
Lineage: Eukaryota; Ciliophora; Oligohymenophorea; Peniculida; Parameciidae
Source: the annotation of a GenBank genome assembly
AUGAGAAAGAUAUUAUCCUCAGCAAUUGCAAUAAGUCUUAGACGUACUCCAUUAGUAGUUCCAAAACGUACAUAACGUUUAGCAGCUACUUUAAUAUCUCUUCCACUAAUAAGAUAUGGCUUUUAAGUAUGAGAUCCAAUAUAGAUUAGACACUAAAUCUUAAUGAUGCCUAUGAAGUUUCAAUAGAAGAUAAUCUAACCGAAGGAGAAAUGAGAGAAGUAUAAGUUGGUCCAAAAAAAGAAGAUGCUGUUUUAGUAUGCAAAGUUGAUGGACAGAUCUAUUGUGUUUCUAAUUCAUGUCCACAUGUAGGAGCUCCACUUUCUGCAGGAUUCUUAGUUGGUGAUAAAGUCAAAUGUCCAUUUCAUAAUGCCAGUUUUUCAGUUAAAGAUGGUGCUCAUGAAGAAGGACCAAUGUUUAGAGGAUUAUAAACAUUCCCUGUCAAAUAAGAAAAUGGAUAAUUAGUUAUAAGAGUAGAAAAAUCAUUAUUAAAUGCUCCAAGAACAUUAAAUAUGGUAACAAAAGGUGAUGAUCCAACACAUGUAGUGAUUGUUGGUGGAGGGUAUAAUUAUUGAUUAAAUUUAUAAGAGUAUCUGGUUAGAGUGCAGCUGAGACACUUCGUUAGGCUGGAUUUAGAGGAAGAAUUACUAUUAUUACAGCUGAGGAUUCAUUACCUUAUGAUAGAACUCCUAUGAGCAAGAUGACAUUUAUGGUUAAAUAAUAGGGUUUGUAAAUUAGACCCUAAUCAUUUUAUGAAUAGUAUGGAAUAGAUGUAAAGACUAAUACUACAGUUGACUCAAUUGAUAUUAAUAAUUAAGAUGUUGUUGUUGGAUAAGAGAAAAUUCAUUAUGAUAAAUUAUUAUUGGCAACAGGUGGUACUGCUCGUAGACCUCAAUUAGAUGGAGUCAAUUUAGGAAAUGCACACACUUUAAGAUAAUUCAAUGAUUUAUAAUCAAUAAGAGAUAAAGCAAAAACAGCAAAAAAUAUAGUAGUUGUAGGUGUUUCAUUUAUUGGAAUGGAGACAGCUUCAGCUAUUAAAAAAGAAUUAAAAGAUUAAAUCAAUAUAAUAGUUGUAGAAAGUACAUCAGUUCCAUUUGAGAGAGUUCUUGGUAAAGAAGUAGGAGGAUCUUUAUAAAAAUUACAUGAAGCUAAUGGAGUUGAAUUUGAAUUGAAUGCUGGAGUCAAAAGAAUUGGUGGAGUUGGUAAGUAUAAAGAGUUGAUUUAUUAAAUGGAAAAUCAUUAUAAGCAGAUUUAGUUAUUUUAGGAACAGGAAUUCAACCAAAUAAUAAGCUUGCUAAAGAUUAAUUAAAAACAUCUCCAAAUGGUGGUAUUGAAACAGAUGUGUUCUUAAAGGCUGCCAAGAAUGUUUAUGCAUCCGAUGAUAUUUCAAGUUAUCCUAUUGGGUUACUGGUGAACAUGUUAGAAUUGAACAUUAAAAUGAAGCUGUUAGAUAAGGGUAAGAUAUUUAAUUAAUUUUAGAUAUGUUGCUGCUUUGAAUAUUUUAGGUAGACCAACUCCUUUGACAGAUGUACCAUUCUUUUGGACUAGAUAAUGGGAUAGAACCUUAGCAUAUAGUGGAGUUGGAUAAGGAUUUGAUGAAGUUAUUGUGGAUGGAGACUUAAGUCAAUAAAAAUUNAAAUCAUUAUUAAAUGCUCCAAGAACAUUAAAUAUGGUAACAAAAGGUGAUGAUCCAACACAUGUAGUGAUUGUUGGUGGAGGGUAUAAUUAUUGAUUAAAUUUAUAAGAGUAUCUGGUUAGAGUGCAGCUGAGACACUUCGUUAGGCUGGAUUUAGAGGAAGAAUUACUAUUAUUACAGCUGAGGAUUCAUUACCUUAUGAUAGAACUCCUAUGAGCAAGAUGACAUUUAUGGUUAAAUAAUAGGGUUUGUAAAUUAGACCCUAAUCAUUUUAUGAAUAGUAUGGAAUAGAUGUAAAGACUAAUACUACAGUUGACUCAAUUGAUAUUAAUAAUUAAGAUGUUGUUGUUGGAUAAGAGAAAAUUCAUUAUGAUAAAUUAUUAUUGGCAACAGGUGGUACUGCUCGUAGACCUCAAUUAGAUGGAGUUAAUUUAGGAAAUGUACACACUUUAAGAUAAUUCAAUGAUUUAUAAUCAAUAAGAGAUAAAGCAAAGACAGCAAAAAAUAUAGUAGUUGUAGGUGCUUCAUUUAUUGGAAUGGAGACAGCUUCAGCUAUUAAAAAAGAAUUAAAAGAUUAAGUCAAUAUAAUAGUUGUAGAUAGUACAUCUGUUCCAUUUGAGAGAGUUCUUGGUAAAGAAGUAGGAGGAUCUUUAUAAAAAUUACAUGAAGCUAAUGGAGUUGAAUUUGAAUUGAAUGCUGGAGUCAAAAGAAUUGGUGGAGUUGGUUAAGUAUAAAGAGUUGAUUUAUUAAAUGGAAAAUCAUUAUAAGCAGAUUUAGUUAUUUUAGGAACAGGAAUUCAACCAAAUAAUAAACUUGCUAAAGAUUAAUUAAAAAUAUCUUCAAAUGGAGGUAUUGAAACAGAUGUGUUCUUAAAGGCUGCCAAGAAUGUUUAUGCAUCAGGUGAUAUUUCAAGUUAUCCAUAUUGGGUUACUGGUGAACAUGUUAGAAUUGAACAUUAAAAUGAAGCUGUUAGAUAAGGGUAAGAUAUUUAAUUAAUUUUAGAUAUGUUGCUGCUUUGAAUAUUUUAGGUAGACCAACUCCUUUGACAGAUGUACCAUUCUUUUGGACAAGAUAAUGGGAUAGAACCUUAGCAUAUAGUGGAGUUGGAUAAGGAUUUGAUGAAGUUAUUGUGGAUGGAGACUUAAGUCAAUAAAAAUUUGUUGCUUAUUAUGCUAGAAAAGGACGUGUUGUAGCUUCUGCUAGUAUGAAUACUCCUAAUGUAUGAUAUUUUUAUUUAUUUUUAAGGCUUAAAUGAUUAUAUCUGAAGCAUUAAGAUUGAAUGUUAUGCCAAGUGCUGAGGAUUUAAAGGAAAAGAAAGUCAAUUUAGAUGAUAUUAAGAAGAUUGUCUUAAGCAAAGGAUCAUCUUGCCAUUGUAAACGUGCUGGAUAAUGCUAAUCAUAAUUAUGAAUAUGA